Messenger RNA from Microcebus murinus (gray mouse lemur), 579 nucleotides. Lineage: Eukaryota; Metazoa; Chordata; Mammalia; Primates; Cheirogaleidae. The record is from RefSeq and is a predicted model, not a curated record.
AUGGCGGAUGAAAAGUGUAGGAGUUUCCAGAGUAUAAUACCAGCUGAAGAACAAGGUGUUUUGUGGCUGUCCAUUGGGGCCGAGGUCCUGGAUGUCCUUCUGGUGCUGACAAAUGCCAUCCUUCUGGGCUCCAGAGUGAGUCGUGACAGCUCUGGGCUUGACUGGCUCAAAGUGAAUGCCGCGGUAACCAUCCUCAUGGUGCUCGCAGGGCUCCUAGGCAUGGUGGCCCACAUGAUGUACACAACCAUUUUACAGAUCACCGAGAAUCUGGGACCAGAAGAUCGGAAGCCUCAGACUUGGAACUAUGGCUGGUCCUAUUGCCUCGCCUGGGGCUCUUUCGCCCUCUGCAUGGCGGUGUCGGUCACAGCCACGAGCAGAUACACGGCAGCCCGCCUGGCGCUCACGGAGAAGCGGAGGGGGCAGAAGGACAGUCGGCGCUCUCCACACGACUUCCUGGAACCCGAGGCUUCGGAGAUCGUUUGGGAAUCGGGAGCUGCUCCCAGCCCUGCUGGACAUGCCCUCGAGAGUGUUUCUGGGCACCUGCCACCAGGUGCCCCCGGCAAGGUGUCCAUGUGCUAA